AUGAUCAACGGCCAGCAGGGCGACGACUUUAUCAACCGAAUGGUGGUAAGGUUUUUGGCCCCAUUUUCACGGCCACCAACUCCUGUAGGUCGCCUAGGGCUCCACCCAGUCGAUGUCUUUCGCUGGAGCAUGCUCUUCGGUGAGUACCAGAGGUUCAGAGUGCCGGAGUUCGACUCCGACGACACCAUCCGGUCGGCAGUGGAGCUCUACCAAGCUGGGAUCCGGUUCAAAACGAGCAAUUCGAGCAGUCUACAUAACAUCCGUUUCAGGCGCGGCGUCCUCAGCAUGCCCAAGUUGCCAGUGGACGACUCCACCGAGUACACUCUCUUCAACAUGGUGGCGUUCGAGCGGCUGCACGUCGGCACCGGAUCCGCCACCGGGAGCGCCAUCAUGGCCUACGUCUUCUUCGUGGACGUGGUGCUCGAUCCGGACGGCGCGCUCAGCGCCCUGCUGCGGGAGCUCAACGGCUACUCCAGUCUGCCGUGGGAAAUGUGGUUCACUAACCUCAAAAGGACCUACUUCGGGAGCCCGUGGGCGUUUAUGUCCCUCUUAGCCGCCGCCUUCCUCCUCCUCAUGACCGUCCUGCAGACCGUCUACACCAUGCGGCAGUUCUAUCGGGACGGCUAA
This is a messenger RNA of Triticum turgidum subsp. durum (durum wheat), 627 nucleotides long. The record is from the annotation of a GenBank genome assembly. Lineage: Eukaryota; Viridiplantae; Streptophyta; Magnoliopsida; Poales; Poaceae.